Messenger RNA from Brachypodium distachyon (stiff brome), 3305 nucleotides. Its product is annotated as nitrate reductase [NADH]. Gene Ontology annotation, biological process: nitrate assimilation; nitric oxide biosynthetic process. The transcript is spliced from 4 exons. Lineage: Eukaryota; Viridiplantae; Streptophyta; Magnoliopsida; Poales; Poaceae. Bases 158 to 2884 code for a protein of 908 amino acids. The record is from RefSeq and is a predicted model, not a curated record. Gene Ontology annotation, molecular function: molybdopterin cofactor binding; nitrate reductase (NADPH) activity; heme binding.
CACCAAUCCCGCGCCUCCCGCAGGGUCCAGCCGUUCGUCCAGUCCAGGCCACUACUGGUACUACCGGAAAGUUUCUCAUCAGCUGCAAGUUGCAAUUGCAUCCAGAGGCGAGAGCGCUACGGCUACGCUCGAACCGGACACCUCUCCCCAAAACAACAUGGCCGCUUCUGUCGAGCCACGGCAGUUCGGCCGCCUCGAGACGCCGGUGCGCGCCGGGGCCGGCACGAACGGCAUCCGUCGCCGCGCCGACUCCCCCGUGCGCGGCUGCGGCUUCUCCCCGCUCAUAUCGCCGCCUCGGAAGUCCUGUGUCCACGAAGAAGCUUCGUCUGACGAGGAGGAAGAAGAGCAGCAGGACUGGCGGGAGCUGUACGGGUCGCACUUGCAGUCCGAGGUGGAGCCGUCGGUGCGCGACCCGCGCGACGAGGGCACGGCCGACGCGUGGAUCGACCGCAACCCGUCCCUCGUCCGGCUCACCGGCAAGCACCCGCUCAACUGCGAGCCGCCGCUGAGCCGGCUCAUGCACCACGGCUUCAUCACCCCGGCGCCGCUCCACUACGUGCGCAACCACGGCGCCGUGCCCCGGGCCGACUGGGCCACCUGGACCGUCGAGGUCACGGGGCUCGUAAGGCGUCCGGCCCGGUUCACCAUGGACGAGCUUGUCCACGAGUUCCCGGCCGUGGAGAUCCCCGCCACGCUGGUGUGCGCGGGCAACCGGCGCAAGGAGCAGAACAUGGUGCAGCAGACGGUGGGGUUCAACUGGGGCGCGGCCGGCGUGUCCACGUCGGUCUGGCGCGGGGCCAGGCUCCGCGACGUGCUCCGGCGGUGCGGCGUCAUGGGAGCCAGGCAGGGCCAGGGCGCGCUCAACGUGUGCUUCGAGGGCGCCGAGGACCUGCCGGGAGGCGGCGGGUCCAAGUACGGCACGAGCGUGACCCGGGAAUGGGCGCUUGACCCGUCCCGGGACAUCAUGCUCGCCUACAUGCAGAAUGGCGAGCCGCUGCUGCCCGACCACGGCUUCCCCGUGCGCGUCAUCAUCCCCGGCUGCAUCGGCGGCCGCAUGGUCAAGUGGGUCAAGCGCAUCAUCGUCACCACCGCCGAGUCCGACAACUACUACCAUUUCAAGGACAACCGCGUCCUGCCGUCCCAUGUCGACGCCGAGCUCGCCAACGCAGAAGGGUGGUGGUACAAGCCGGAGCACAUCAUCAACGAGCUCAACACGAACUCGGUGAUCACGACGCCGGGGCACGACGAGAUCCUGCCCAUCAACGCAUUCACGACGCAGCGAGCGUACACCAUGAAGGGAUACGCCUACUCCGGCGGUGGCAAGAAGAUCACGAGAGUGGAGGUCACGCUGGACGGCGGCGAGACAUGGCAGGUGUGCACGCUGGACAUCCCGGAGAAGCCCAACAAGUACGGCCGGUACUGGUGCUGGUGCUUCUGGUCCGUGGAGGUCGAGGUCCUGGACCUCCUCGGCGCCAAGGAGGUCGCCGUGCGCGCAUGGGACCAGACGCACAACACCCAGCCGGAGAAGCUCAUUUGGAACCUCAUGGGGAUGAUGAACAACUGCUGGUUCAAGGUGAAGGUGAACGUGUGCCGGCCACACAAGGGUGAGAUCGGUCUGGUGUUCGAGCACCCGACGCAGCCGGGCAACCAGACGGGCGGGUGGAUGGCGCGGCAGAAGCACCUGGAGACGGCGGAGGCGGCGGCGCCGGGGCUGAAGCGGAGCACGUCCACGCCCUUCAUGAACACGACCGGCGACAAGCAGUUCACCAUGUCCGAGGUGCGCAAGCACGGGUCGCAGGAGUCGGCGUGGAUCGUGGUCCACGGCCACGUCUACGACUGCACGGCGUUCCUCAAGGACCACCCGGGCGGCGCCGACAGCAUCCUCAUCAACGCCGGCACCGACUGCACGGAGGAGUUCGACGCCAUCCACUCCGACAAGGCCAAGGCGCUCCUCGACACGUACCGCGUCGGCGAGCUCAUCACCACGGGCACGGGCUACAACUCCGACAACUCCGUCCACGGCGGGUCAAACCUCUCCCACCUGGCGCCCAUCCGGGAGGCCACCAAGGCCUUGGCGCCCAUCGCGCUGUCCAGCCCAAGGGAGAAAGUCCCCUGCCGGCUCGUGGACAAGAAGGAGCUCUCCCACGACGUGCGCCUCUUCCGCUUCGCGCUGCCGUCCUCCGACCAGGUGCUCGGCUUGCCGGUCGGCAAGCACAUCUUCGUGUGCGCCAACAUCGAAGGGAAGCUCUGCAUGCGGGCCUACACGCCGACGAGCAUGGUGGACGAGAUCGGCCAGUUCGAGCUCCUCGUCAAGAUCUACUUCAAGGACGAGCACCCAAAGUUCCCCAACGGCGGGCUCAUGACCCAGCACCUGGAGUCGCUCCAGAUCGGCGCCUCCAUCGACGUCAAGGGGCCCCUGGGCCACGUCGAGUACACGGGCCGGGGAAACUUCACGAUCAACGGUAAAGCCCGGCACGCGCGGCGGCUGGCGAUGAUCUGCGGCGGGAGCGGGAUCACGCCCAUGUACCAGGUGAUCCAGGCCGUGCUAAGGGACCAGCCGGAGGACGAGACGGAGAUGCACCUGGUGUACGCGAACCGGACGGAGGACGACAUCCUGCUCCGGGACGAGCUGGACCGGUGGGCGGCGGACUACCCGGACAGGCUUAAAGUUUGGUACGUGAUCGACCAGGUGAAGCGGCCCGAGGAAGGAUGGAAGUUCAGCGUCGGGUUCGUCACGGAGGCCAUCCUGAGGGAGCACGUGCCGGAGGGCGGCGACGACACGCUCGCGCUCGCCUGCGGGCCGCCGCCCAUGAUCAAGUUCGCCAUCUCGCCCAACCUGGAGAAGAUGAAGUACGACAUGGCCAAUUCUUUUAUCUCCUUCUGAGAAAUUCCCCGUAGCAUGCUCGCAGCUGCUGCCUGAAUAUCAUUACUCAUCAGCUGGGGAUGGAUGUUUGUGUAUAUAUACGUGUCGACUUCUCUUCAUUAGAGAACCACACGUGCAUGAUUACUGCACGGCACGGGCGAUAAUAAGGAGUAUAUAUACAUGCUUAUUGUAGGUUGUGUUGUAAAACUUGUAUGUACUCUUGCUCCCCUCGAGUACAUUGACCGGCCAUGUUUUGCACUCAGGUUGUCAAGUACCUGCAGCUCCAAUCGAAGCUGUUUAUUCGUUUCAUGUAUACCAAAUACUAGUGGUGUGUAAAUAUGAUUAUUGCUGUUAGCUUGAGAGAGGGAAUAUCUGAUAAUGUGAGCUCGAUAAUGUGUAAUUGUUCCAAGAAUGAGAAGCUAACACGGACAUCUCUGCUCUA